UCUGCAUUGCCAGUCUCACCAGUCGGCCACAAAAAUACCAGGCCCCCUUGUUCCUUCUCUUCAUCGUGCUUGAGCGACUCCACAGUGAACGCAGCCAGAACCUCUGGCCAUUGGGUUCAGCCCAGCGACAUGCCUCUCCCCUCAAACUGGAACAAGAUGUCGUUUUGGGCUGAGCGUUCAGUCAGCAUGGUGGAGGGCAGCACUGGCAGCCUGGGAUGGGCCUCCACAGAGUCCAGCAGCUGCAAGCUGCCCUCUGCCAGCUCCUGCACCUCCCUGCCAGCCUCUGCCAGCGCCUGUACCUCACCGCCAUCCACGCCAACAGCAUCCGCCAGCACAUCCCCCGCUUCAACCCGCUACAAGACAGAGCUGUGCCGCACGUACGCAGAACGCGGCAUGUGCAAGUACGGCAGCAAGUGCCAGUUCGCCCACGGUCUAGAUGAACUGCGUGACCUCAACAGACACCCCAAGUACAAGACGGAGCCGUGUCGCACCUUCCACUCAGUGGGCUUUUGCCCCUACGGCAUCCGCUGCCACUUUGUGCACAACAAUGAGGAUGACCUCGCGCACAACGGGUCGAAGCCAGUACUAUCCUCCUCUUGCUCCAUCUCAGCAGGCCGUGUCCUAUCCCAUCGUCCCCCUCUCCUCAAACAUAGCUUCAGCUUUGCCGGCUUCCCCUCCAACCCGCCACCCUCAAUGGACACUACCCUGCCCCACACCUUCCUGCGCGCUCCCUCUGUCUCGCCGCCGGCCACGACCGACCUCUCCGAACUGCUCUCGCUCGCCUUCCCGAUGUAGACAUGGCCUCUGCCUCGCUGAU
This is a messenger RNA of Clupea harengus (Atlantic herring), 817 nucleotides long. Its product is annotated as mRNA decay activator protein ZFP36-like. The transcript has a single exon. The coding region runs from base 130 to 795 and encodes 221 amino acids. The record is from RefSeq and is a predicted model, not a curated record. Lineage: Eukaryota; Metazoa; Chordata; Actinopteri; Clupeiformes; Clupeidae.